AUGAAUAAACAAUCACAAUCUUUGAAUGUGAUCAAGUUACACUUGCUCACUCAUGGAUUUCUUAGUACUUAUACUACUUGGACCCACCAUGGUGAGGAAAUAGAGGGUGUUGAAGAUGAAGUGCUAGCCGAUGUUGAGGAUGCUGAAGCAACCGAUGAUUUGUCUGCAGGCUUACAAGAUGCUUUUGGUGGUCCAUAUUUUGAUAUCGGUCCAACGAGUGAUUUCAUUGACAAUGAAUUCCCUCGCAAUUCUAAUGACAAGUAUGAUGCCUUGUUAGAUUCGGUUCAUAAUCCUUUGUAUGAGAAUUGUACAAAGUUUUCUGUCCUAAGUGUUGUCGUAAAGUUAAUGAAUUUAAAGGUGAUUAACAAAUGGACAGAUAAAGGCUUUGAUGACCUUUUAAAGUGUCUUAAAGAAAUGUUACCCGAUGGUAAUCAUUGCCCGAUAAGUUAUUAUCAAACGAGGAGGCUUCUAUCUGAAGUUGGCUUGGGGUACGAGCAAAUUGACGUGUGCCAAUAUGAUUGUGCAUUGUUUUAUGGUGAGAAUGCAAAUGCUACAAUGUGCCCUAUAUGCAAAUCUAGUCGUUAUGUGCGAAAUAAAAUUCCACAUAUACAACUUAGAUGGUUUCCAAUCAAGGCUCGACUGAAACGCUUGUUUAGCUCAAAGCAUACUGCCAAGGUUAUGCGAUGGCAUAAAGAGGUGCGCAAAGAUGAACCCGGUAUAUUACGUCAUCCAGCUGAUGGGGAUGCUUGGAAGCACUUUGACAAGACAUACCCUGAAUUUGCAGUGGAUUCGAGGAGUGUGCGAAUGGGACUAGCGUCAGAUGGGUUUAACCCUUUCUCAAACAUGACAUCCAUGUACAGCUUAUGGCCUGUGAUAUUAAUUCCAUAUAACAUGCCGCCUUGGGCUUCUCCGAAUGGAACAAAUUAUCUCAUGUCAUUAUUAAUACCAGGGCCUAAAUCUCCUGGAAAGGAUUAUGAUGUGUUUUUGAGACCACUGAUUGAAGAACUUAAGGAGUUAUGGGAGGGAAUUGAGGCGUAUGAUUCAUAUGAAGGGUGUAUGUUUAAACUUCGAGCCGCUAUCUUAUGGACAAUCAGUGAUUUUCCAGCUUAUGCCUACUUAUCGGGAUGGAGCACUGCUGGGAAAUUAGCAUGCCCUGUUUGUUUGGAAGAUACGAGAUCUAAAAGAAUAACUGACAAACAAUGUUUCAUGGGGCAUCAAUGUUAUUUGAGAAACAACCAUUCUUGGCGAAAGAGUAGAGAGUAUGAUGGGGCUACUGAGUUUCGUCCCCCACCUAGAACUUUUACUGGUGCUGAAAUUUUAAAACAACUUGAACAAGUUCCAACUCGUACAACUGGUAAGGCCCCAAGUAAUUCUUCAAGCAAGCGUAAGCGUGGAGAGAAUGAAUUGAAUUGGUGUAAAAAAAGUAUUUUAUUUGAAUUGUCGUAUUGGUCACAACUCUUAUUGCGUCAUAAUCUUGAUGUGAUGCAUAUAAAGAAAAAUGUGUGUGAUAACAUUAUUGGAACCCUUUUAGAUAUUGAGGGUAAAUCAAAGGACACGUUGAAGGCUCGUAAAGAUUUAGAAAAUUUGAAUAUUCGCUCUGAUCUUUGGUUGAAGAAGUCAUCCAACAAUAAGAUUGAAAAACCCCAUGCAAGCUAUACUUUGACUAAAGAAGAAUGCAAGGAAUUUUGUAAAUUCAUUCGAAGUGUUAGAUUACCGGAUGGAUAUGCUUCGAAUAUAAGUCGAUGUGUAAUUGAUAAUGACAAACUAGGAGGCAUGAAAAGCCAUGAUUGUCAUAUAUUACUUCAAAAAAUAUUACCAGUUGCCCUAUUACCUUUUCUGACAAAGGAAAUUCAAACAGCUUUGAUUGAGCUAUGUCAAUUCUUUCAAAAGAUUUGUGCCAAAACUAUUCAAGUUGAUGACAUAACAAAAUUGAAGGAUGGAAUUGUUAUUAUCUUGUGUAAAUUAGAGAAAAUAUUCCCUCCUUCAUUUUUUACCGUAAUGGUCCAUCUUUGUGUCCACCUACCAGAUCAAGUAUUAUUAGGUGGUCCAGUUGCUUCACGAUGGAUGUUCGGGACUGAACGUCAUAUGGGGUUGUACAAAAAGUAUGUCAGAAACAUGUCAAGACCUGAUGGUUCAAUUGCAGAAGCUUUUGUUAUUGAUGAGCUCGAGCAUAAAACAUUGUUGGAAGAAAGGGGCCUUUCUGGUGAACAAAUUCUUACUGCCCAAAUGAAAGAAUUCCCUUCUUGGUUUAAGACAAAGAUAUCUGAACUCCGAGUUCAACAAUCUUCUCUUGCAAACGAUGAUUUAUAUUCUCUAUCACAAGGUCCUUUAGAACGAUACAUGAGUUAUCAUAGUUGUAUUGUAAAUGGUGUUCGAUUUCGGUGCAAGGAUCGUGAUGAUAAUCUUCGUACACAAUGUUCUGGAGUUUGCACUGAAGGGGACCAUGACAACGAUACUAUUAUGUAUUAUGGGGUUUUGCUAGAGAUUUUACAAUUGUCAUUCCUUUUUGAUCGAAAAGUGUUCUUAUUUCGUUGCAAGUGGUAUAACUCGAAUCCUAAAGGAAACUCUAUUUAUGUGGAUCAUAAUUUGACAUUCAUUAACACAUCCACAAAUUGGUUUCUCGACGAACCAUUCAUUUUGGCAACUCAAGCACAACAAGUUUUUUAUUUGCGUGAAAUGAAGCGUGGUUCAAAUUGGAGAAUUGUUCAAAAAGUAAAUCAUCGAUCGAUUUAUGACAUUCCAGAAAAAUCCCAUGUCGAGGAUGACUCAUUGAAUAAUGAUAUUUUCCAAGAAGACCAUUCAUUUAUGCUGCCACCUUUCCAACCAACUGAGGAUUUGAUUGAUAGUUCCUCUUUAGUACGUACUGAUGUUGCACCUCUAAGUCUUUCAAGUGAAUUUGUUCAAAUGAAUAUUGGAAGAGACGUAGAUGAAGAUGAGUAUAUCGAAGUUAACGAAGAUUUUGAUGAUGGAGAUAUCUUCUUUGAUGAAGAUGUGAUAUGUUCUAGUGAUAGCGAGGCAGAAACUGACUUCGAAGAAGAAUUUGAUGAUGACAUAGAAUCUUGA
Messenger RNA from Humulus lupulus (European hop), 3063 nucleotides. RefSeq lists its product as uncharacterized. The record is from RefSeq and is a predicted model, not a curated record. The transcript is spliced from 3 exons. Lineage: Eukaryota; Viridiplantae; Streptophyta; Magnoliopsida; Rosales; Cannabaceae. The coding region runs from base 1 to 3063 and encodes 1020 amino acids.